GCAGCCGCAGCGCCGCUCCCGGCACAACGUUUCGGUCUGUUUUUCCUCCAUCUUGCUGUCUGAGUGAAACUUUGCGCGCCGGUUUGGACAAAGCGGGUCUUUUCAGGCGGGAAGAUGCCGGGGACGAAGGAACGGGAGAAACUGGCCGAGGUCAUCGGUCAGUGGAACAGCGACAGACUGGACUUGUUUGAGAUCAGCCAACCUGACGAGAACUUGGCAUUUCAUGGCGUGAUCCGCUUCUCCUUCGAGGAUCACCGAGAAGAAGGCAGCGUGGCCACAAAGUGCCUGCGGGUUUGCAGCAGCCUGACGACUCGCGAGGUCAUCGAGACGCUGUCAGAGAAGUUCAGGCCGGAUAUGAAAAUGCUGUCGACAAAAUAUUCUCUCUACGAGACCCACGCAGAUCAAGAGCGUAAGUUGGACCUGGACGAGAGACCUCUGGUCGUACAACUGAGCUGGACCUCGGACAACCGAGACGGGCAAUUUGUGCUCAAAAAGGACCAGGAGAAGCCGGAUGAAAGUUAUCAUGUGAAAGAAAAGGGAGGCCUUCUUCAAACCUUCAAGAGGACGCUGUCAAGAAAAGGGAAAAAGAAAGAGGAAAGCCGAGCCAGCGGAGCUGAGAGGCCGUCAGAAGGCGAGGAUGGACCAGCUGAAGAUCUGCUGAACAACAGCGACCGCUCGUCCAGCCUUGACCCUCUGAGACGUUGCAAGAAGAAGAAAAGAAAUCAGGUUCCUGAAGACUCUUCAGAUCAGUCUGGAUUACCGGUUAGAGUAAAGAUCUGUGACGACGCCGAGGAGCCCUUCCUGUCCGCAGUCAUAAAUUACACCAGCAGCUCCACGGUUCACUUCAAGCUGUCCCCCGCUUACAUCCUCUACGCUGCGGGUCGCUUCGCCCUGCGGCGUCGGCGCAGCGGAGGCUCUCCGUCUUCUGCAAGCACGCACCCCGUAACGUCAGUCACAAACAAAAUGGCGGCCGUGAUGGGAAAGGUCAUCCAGAGGCAGCGGGGCGUCGCCGGGGCUCUCGCCUUCUGGUUGGCCAAUUCCUCGGAGCUGCUGAACUUUCUGAAGAACGACAAAGACCUCGGCCCGCUCACCGAGCAAAGCCAGCUGGAUCUGUCCCGUCAGGUGCACAGCGCCUACAGCUUUCUGCUCCAUUGCCUACAGAGCGAGUUGAGGAAACACCUACCAUCUUUCCUCAGUGAUCCUGAGCGACACGGCGUUCUCCCGGCCGGCAUAGAGAUGGUGUUGGACACCUUGAUGAACGGCAUGUCUCUUCUGCGCCGGUGCCGCGUCAACCCGGCCCUCACCAUCCAGCUCUUCUCGCAGCUCUUCCACUUCAUCAGCGCCUGGCUGUUUAAUCAGCUCAUGGCGCCAGAACCCGGCGCGCCGGGCCUGCGCUCUCACUACUGGGGGGCCGCACUGCGUCAGAGGCUGACCCCCAUCGAGGCCUGGGCGGAGAGGCAGGGCCUGGAGCUGGCUGCAGACUGCCAUCUGGGACACAUAACGCAGGCGACCACGCUCCUGACAAUGAAUAAGUACUCGGCGUCGGACGCUGAGGACAUCCAGACUUCCUGUUUCAAGCUGAACUCGCUGCAGCUGCGCAUGUUGAUGGACGGGUACAUGUACGGACCCGGCGAGCCUCAGAUCCCCCCGGACUUGACGGAUGCCGUGGCGGCGGCCGCCGAGGCCUCGGCCGGUCAUCUGAUUGGCAGCGAAGGCGGCGAGCUUCGGCUCACGGAGAGCCUCGACCUGCUGCUGCCUUUCCUGCUGCCGCAGGGAGGAUACUCCUGUGAGACGCUGAGAGGAGUCCCUCAGGGUUUCAGAGAGUUUCUGGAGCCACUCUGUCAGACAGGUCUCUGCAGUUUGACGUUUGAGGCUCAUUCCCAAGGAGACUGGACGGCGCAUUUUACCGAAAACACACACACCGAUGGGGAUUUAUACUUGGCAGCGCACAGGCAGCCCGAGGUCGAGAGCGUCACUUUGCACAAACCUCUGAAUAGCGGGAUGGGAGUCAGUAUUGUAGCAGCCAAGGGGGCAGGCCGGAGCGACCUUGGGAUCUACGUCAAAUCCGUGGUCAAGGGAGGACCCGCCGAAAUGAGCGGUAAGCUGGCAGCCGGAGAUCAGCUGCUCAGUGUGGACGGUCACAGCCUGGUCGGACUCAGCCAAGACAGCGCGGCGGCCAUCAUGAUGGGCACCGGCCCCGUCGUCAGCUUACAGGUGGAGAAGUUUGCGGCGAGUCGCCGAGGUCUCAGCAACCUGCUGAACGAAUCGUCUCCGGAAAACGAAACAAGCAGCCGCCGUUUAAGACUGGAUGCCGUUUCCACACUGCACUGCGACACGGAUCUCAGCCCUUCAGAGAGAAACCACGGAGGCCGCAAACGUAACAAAGACCAGAGGAUGCAGAAAUACCGACAGUUUUACCGCUCCAACCCCAACGUGACCCCUGCCUCUUGCCCGGAGGACGGAGGUGACCUCUUUGACCCCGGCGUGAGAGGACACGGCUUUUCAUCCGUUUCCAGCGACAACCUCUGCGCUGAUACGCAUCCCAGAGAAUACCUGACGCUGCCAAACCCCAGGUCCAAGAACGCUUCUGUUUCUGAGCCCAAGCGGCCGACACAACCGUUCAAUAUGGCCAUGACACCUUCAAGUGAGCAGAGCGACAGCAGGAGAGGCUUCAUGCGUCACGCCGUGUCUCAGGAGAGUUUGUGCGCAGACGCCGGAGGCCCCCUGCUGGACCAGAAGCAGGACGCGCGCGCGCAGAGGAGCCAGUCCACAAAUUUCUGCCGAUCCGUUUCUGCGCUCUACAUCCACAGAGAGCCGCCCCCGGCCGGCGUCUGGAGGAACCCGUUUUCGCAGCAGGCCACGCCUACGCCGUCGGUCCGGCCGAUACGCAUCGACAUCCCCGUCACCAGAGCGGGCGGCGCGCAGACAAAUCCUCCUCUCAUCACCUUCCAGCAGAGCCCCUCUGUGCUGAAACGGCCCCGGGAAGCCAGCGAGCAAAUAAAGAGCUCCCCAAGCCCAGGGUGUCCAUCAUCAGCGGCCACGGCGCCGCUCCAGCCCUCGGGUCUCUGGCAGCAGCAGAGGUCAGAAAAACCCCGAGUGUGCAUCACUCCGACGAAGCACGUUUCCUUCCAGGAGCCUCCGUCCGAGCGGAAGGGCUCGGGGCCGGGGGGCCAGAGCGACCCCCGGGUUCUGCUGCGUGACCCCUGGAGGAGGGAGGCCCAGGAGGCGCUGGAGAAGCAGCAGAGGCUGGAGGCGGUGGAGCGGCUGGAGAGGGAGGCGCGGCGGCUCCGAGCCAAGGAGCAACGGAGCGCCGAGGAGGACGACAGGCUGCGGAGGCUGGACCUGGAGUGGAGGUUUCAGAAGAGGGUGCAGGAGAUUCAGCAGAGAGGAGAGGAAGAGGAGGAGGAAGAGGAGGAUCUGGACGUCAUGGUGAUCCUGCAGCAGCUGGACAGAACGUCGGAGGUUCAGUGGAUUAUGUAUCAAGAUCGAAUCCGUCGGAAACGUCACGAGGGAACCAAACGAGGAGGGAAUCAGCGUUCCUACGAGCAAGAAGGAAAACCAGAUCACAGAGAAAAUGGACUGAAAGCGGCGUCAGAUGAGUGA
Messenger RNA from Poeciliopsis prolifica (blackstripe livebearer), 3603 nucleotides. RefSeq names its product afadin. Gene Ontology annotation, molecular function: cell adhesion molecule binding. The transcript has 23 exons. The record is from RefSeq and is a predicted model, not a curated record. Gene Ontology annotation, biological process: regulation of protein localization; signal transduction. NCBI's taxonomy places the organism in Eukaryota, Metazoa, Chordata, Actinopteri, Cyprinodontiformes, Poeciliidae. Gene Ontology annotation, cellular component: adherens junction. The coding region runs from base 115 to 3603 and encodes 1162 amino acids.